GAAAUAAAUACGAUAAAAACAAAGGGAGCUGUAGUUUUGACCCAGAUACCAAAACAACACUACAAAUCUAUUACAUUUAUUGAGUGUAUAUAUUUUUAUUAUGGUAUCAGAAAUAAGCCGCAGAACUGAGACGAGUGAAGCGGGCUGGUCAGAUUACUCAAACAGGAGCCCGUGGACAACGGUACCAGAAACAGAUACAAGAGCUCAGGGAGGAUUAGGACUGCAAAUGGCAGAAUAUGUUCUGGGUACUCCUCCCAGCAACCAAGAAAAACUGGGCAUGAGCACGAAGGACUACAUGUACGAGAAGAACUACGAGGGUGAGCACGAGGGCGUGGUAGCCUACCCUAACAACCACAUCGACAACAACGCUCAACAGAUCGCUGCUAUAGUACAGAUGAUGCAGAACGUGCAGCUAAUGUCAGGAUACAGACAGCCUGACCAGCUAUCAGCAGUGGCUGUCAACCAGUAUGGUUCAAACUACGGGGUCAUGCCAGGAGGCUACACUAGGGGUCCUGGAGGCUACCAUCAGAUGGGGGCAUACAAUCAGUACAAAGAAGAGGAGCAGCCCGCUGCUAUGAUGGGAAACCAGCAACAAGACUUCAUCCAACAGCUGCUCUCAGGGCAGUACAUAAACUCUGUUGAGGACAUCUGCAAACCCAACAACUCCCCAGUGAGUGGAGCGGCAACCCCCGGCGGACUGCAGAACGGAGCAAUGUUCCACACCUGUGUGCACGGAGUACAGAAGAGAUUCUGUAAGAGCAUGUCCUGCCAGACCUUCAAGAGGAACAGCACCAACAGCAGCAGUGGGAACGUUUCAACCAACAACAAGGAACCCCAGAGAUCACGACUCCUGGAAGACUUCCGGAACAACCUGAGUCCGGGACUCCAGCUGAAAAACCUCCAACACCACAUAGUUGAGUUCAGCAAGGACCAACACGGCUCACGGUUCAUCCAACAGAAACUGGAGAAAGCCUCUGAUCCGGAGAAGAACAUGGUGUUCAGGGAGAUACUUGACUCCGCUUACUCGCUCAUGACCGACGUGUUCGGUAACUACGUGAUCCAAAAGUUCUUUGAAUACGGAACUGAACCACAGAAAGAGGAGCUUGUGGGACUUAUCAAGGGGCACAUGCUCCAUCUCGCUCUACAGAUGUACGGCUGCAGGGUCAUACAGAAGGCUCUGGAAUGUGUGAACAGGACGCAGCGAGGGGGACUGGUGAAAGAGCUUGAGGGGAAUGUGUUGCAGUGCGUGUUGGACCAGAAUGGUAACCACGUGGUACAAAAGUGUAUUGAGAAAGUUGACCCGGAGUCCCUGUCAUUCAUUAUCAACUCCUUCAAGGGGGAAAUCUACAAGCUUAGUACCCACGCGUACGGCUGCAGAGUUAUUCAGAGGAUUCUGGAGUAUUGCCCGACCUCUCAAACCAGACCGAUUCUAGACGAGCUGCUGGACCAUACCGAGCAGUUGGUACAGGACCAGUACGGCAACUAUGUGAUACAGCAUGUUCUUGAACACGGUGAUCUGGACGAUAAAGCACACAUUGUGUCUGAACUUCAAGGAAAAGUCCUCAUGCUCAGCCAGCACAAGUUUGCCAGUAACGUCGUAGAAAAGUGUGUCACCCACUCAACUAGACCUCAGCGUGUCACCCUGAUUGACGAAGUCUGCAACACUAUGGACGGGCCCCACCCUGCACUCUUCACCAUGAUGAAGGAUCAGUUCGCCAACUAUGUGGUUCAGAAGAUGUACGAUGUGGCUGAUCACAUUCAGAAAAGAACCAUUAUGUCCAAGAUCAAACCACAUCUCCAGACUCUGCGCAAGUUUCCGUACGGAAAGCACAUACUGGCUAAACUGGAGAAGACUUUUAUCAAGUCGGGACAGCAGAUGUCCCCUCCCAACCAUUGCAACUACGAACCCGGCAAUUUCAACCCCACUGGAAUUAACCACCCAGCCACCCUGACCAACAACGUCUACGGAAUGCCCGGUAUGUCCAACGUAAGCGGAUUUAACUUCUCCCCAGCCCCAAACGGAAUGAACAACAUGACCUCUCCUCAAUUCUCACCCUCUCCAUUCAACAGUCCUAGCAGCUUCAGCUCGUUCCAUACUCUCUCCCCCGCCUUCUAACAUGUGCCGCACUGGGCACCUCCUCUUCUGUUUUUGCAGGCCACACUACACGAGUUAAUUUAUUCGGAAAGAUGAACAGAGUUGUAUACAAAUGUGAAUAUAUUGUGUGUGUUCGUGAGUCGUGCGUGUACAGUUGUACCUUCUUUUUGAGCAAGGUUGAAUCAUGUUAGCUCGGCUUCGAGGUAAUCUCAUUUCGGUUUCCCGCUGAAGAGGGGUCCGGAAUCCAUCCACAUAGCAUUUUCUGCGGAAUUGCUUCCAGUAUUUGGACCCCUCUCGGGAAACAGAAAUCCAUUGCUUCGCUGUCAAGGUAACAAUGUAUGGUAAAUCUCCUGGGGCAGGGCGAUUGCUGGUAACAUAUCUCUAAUGUGAUGUGUUUAUGGAUACAUCAGGACUUGACAGUGGAAACUGCAGACACUUCAGAUGUAAAUAUUGCGUCACACGUGACAUGCACGUGCUGUGUCAGCUCCAGUUUUUAUCACCCUGUUGAUAGAUACGUUGUGCGUGUGUGUUUGUAUUCCAUAAUAGCGCACGCCUUAUCAACGGGCCUGUACAUUAAAGAUACUAUCACAUGUAUGUAAUUUCUUGUUUCAUAAGAUACAGACGUAGAAUCCUCCAUGUAAACUCAGGUCGACAAGCAGUUAAAACUAAAUAUUUCGUGGCCCAUAUGACGAAAGAAAGUGUAUAAUAUUUUGUAUGAUAUUGCUGUAAAACGUUUUGACGUCCUCAACUUUGUAUGUCGACCUACUUUGACCCCCAUGUAUCUUUUUACAAUAUCGUGUAAAGAAUGUAAAGUGUCUGAAAAAGUGACUUAUCGUUUUAUGAUCCAGGGAUCCCCGAGUUUUGUGCACGGAUGCAAUAUCAUCUUUUUGUCUGAGGUGGUUGUUUUAAGGGUUGUACGGCGGUUAGUAUAAAAAAUGCAAACAUUCUAUCUGCACAGAGGGCAUAUUUUCGACACGAAACAAACCAACCGCCUCAGAUUGAAGAGUGAAUAUAGGGAGUAUUUUCGUCGCUUACACGUGGCGUAAAAUCCAACUGAAACAUUUUGGUAUAAUCACUGGCCACUUGCCUACUUAUUGCUGUCAAACCCUUCUAAACACUAAUGAUCAUACUGGGCGCUCGGGUACAGCGGUAGGCUGGGAGUUCCAUUUCUUAGGAAAUAGGGGGGUUUGAUAGUAUUUCGGUGGGACAUAUGGUCAUGGGCUACUCACUGGUUCUGAAACAUGUCCCUGCUCCCCUUUUUGUGGGCUACGUCUUUUGUAUGGAUGUACAGUUUUCCGUACGUCCACAAUAUUUUAAAUUUUUUAAUGACAAGGACAAACUUUUUCUAUUCCUACUAAGACUCUUGUGAUGUGUAAUUUCUUGGAUUUGAUCGCUCGAAGGCGGAUGAUACCAUGAUUGCUAAUUUUAAUUGAUUUAAUGUACUCUCGACUACAAGAUGUUGUAAUUAAUUAGCAUAAUAACAUGAUAUUGACACAGCGGUUUAAUUAAUUACUUUUGAAUAUAUUUUGACCUCUAUUGAUAAUAAUAAUUUUAAUAUAUUAUACAUGGUACAAUCGUUUGUUCUUUUACAGAUAUGAUAGUGUAAUCUUAACAAUUUUUUGAGGUUUUCACUUAUUGUUACUAUUAUUAUUGUUGCUAUUAUUGAUAAUAGUAAAUUAGUAAAACUAAUAAUGAUAUGAUUGUGUAGGUUACAGGCAGAGCCGCCGAGCAUGAAUUUUCAUCUUUUUAAUCUUAGAACCAAAUAGAAAGGCCAAUUUAAAAUAUUGUUGUUAGUAUUACUACAUCUGACCUCGUGAUUAAGCGAAAGUUUUAGAAUUUUUUCAAAUUGUUAACCGUUACUUAUAAUAUAUUGACUAUCUUAAUCGUUUGAAUGUUAAAACUUGUAUUUCCUCACAGUCGGGAACUUUUAGGGGUCAAUUGAUCAUUUAUUAAUUAAUUUAGUGAUUGAUUGUCCUGGGUUAAAAUGGCUACCACCUUCCCCGUGGAGCCAGGAUUGCAUUUAUUAUUAUCGCAAGCUUGAAUCUUACAGCAUGUUAAUCCCCAAUACACCAAGGGAAGUUCUUUCGUUCACAUUUAUGUGCCACUAAGCAAACGUGUACAUAAAUAUACAUAGUUAUAUUAUAUUUUGCUUUAUAUAUAUCUAUAAGUUUUAGUGCCAUGGAACGACGUGUGCCGGUAGACAUAUUAGGCGUUUUACUUAUAGAAUUAAUGGUCGUCACGUCUUGAUUACUGAUGUUGCCAGAAGAUUUUAAUAUGGUGGGACUCGUAAUUCCAAAUUCUUGAUAGUUGAUUUACUUUUGAUAAUGAUGAUGAUAAUUGAUUACCCGGGAAUCCAUUUGAAAUUGAUACCUUUUGUUGGAAAGAUACUAGUAGUACUACUAGUGGUGUAUCCUGUAUGUUUCGUAGCACAGUGGGAAAUGUACAUAACUUAUUUAUUAUUUACUGUAAUAUGAAACAGGAGAUUCUUCUAAAUGUAUGUAUAAAAGUGUUUUCAUAUAAUUUAUCCUGGCCUGGGUCGCUGCUCUUCGUAUGCCGUCAAGGAUCGUACCCGUCUUUCAUACGCCUUUAGACCGAGAUCUUGAUAGAAAAUCGUUGUAAAAACUUUCAACAGAAGCUGGGCUUUUUACCCCUGUUAUGAUAUUGUUUGGAUUUGUGGACACGGGACUUGUGCGGCAUGCAGUUAUAUCGAAAACAGCUUCCCAGGCUCUAAUUCUCAACACCGUUCAAAGUUAUUUAUUACAUACCUCUUAAAUUAAAACUUAACUUAAACUUGUGGCGCCGUCUUAACCGCCUUUUAUUUCGCCAGACAUAUUUUGGGAAUCUAGUCAUUUUGAUUGAAGGACACGUUAUUAGUGAAUAAGUAUUUAUAGGACUGCUGCAUGAUUAAAAGAUGUUGUUGUUGUUGUUAUUGCUGUGCUAUAAUAUACAACACGCAAUUGGCCUGAAAUCAAGGUUUUUACCCUAUUUAAGAAAGUUUAUAGCCGAAUAUAGGUGUAUAUGUGUUGUAGUGUGAAAUGUACAUAGAUAAGCAAGGUGACCUGGUGAUGCAACCUGGUGUUGUGGUUGCCAGGUAACCCUCCCCCUGCAUGCAUCCUUAACGUUGCGAGCCACACUAGUCUAGCGGAUCAUAUGAUCUCGUGUCUGGCACUUUGCCGACUGAUAGGCUGGUGGAAUGUCACCAGGCUUCGCCGGCUAUAUUAUGAAAAUAGCCGGUCAGUUCCAACUGUCAAGCAUUGUUUGUGGCUGUGUGGUGAGCAACCGUUUAAAUUAUAUACAUCGAUUCCCAGUCAAAAUAUGAUCGCUAUUACUAUUAUGUUAAAUUCAUCGUAAAA
This is a messenger RNA of Bolinopsis microptera, 5448 nucleotides long. Its product is annotated as pumilio homolog 2-like. Gene Ontology annotation, biological process: post-transcriptional regulation of gene expression. NCBI's taxonomy places the organism in Eukaryota, Metazoa, Ctenophora, Tentaculata, Lobata, Bolinopsidae. The transcript is spliced from 16 exons. Gene Ontology annotation, molecular function: mRNA 3'-UTR binding. Gene Ontology annotation, cellular component: cytoplasm; nucleus. The record is from RefSeq and is a predicted model, not a curated record. The coding region runs from base 101 to 2116 and encodes 671 amino acids.